AUGGCGGACUUAUCGAACACCAAGCUCAACUAUGUUACCUUCAAUCAGGACCACAGCUGUUUGGCUGUCGCCACCAGCAGGGGUUUCCGAAUUUACCACACCGACCCUUUCAGCAAGAUAUUCAACAGUGAUGAAGGCAAUGUCACUAUUAUCGAGAUGCUGUUUUCGACCUCGCUCGUCGCCAUGGUCCGCUCACCGCGCCAUUUGGUAAUACAAAACACCAAGCGCGGUUCCAUAAUCUGUGACCUCACCUUCCCGACCGCCGUGCUAGCCGUUCGCCUAAACCGGAAAACAUUAGCUGUGGUGCUGGAAGAGGAGAUUUACGUUUAUGACAUAGGCAACAUGGCCUUGAAGCACACUAUCGCGACGUCGCCGAAUCCGAACGCUAUCUUCGCUCUAUCGCCCAUGUCGGACAGGAGCUACAUCGCUUAUCCUAUGCCCAAGCCGCGCGAGGAUCAAGGCGAGAGGCGGCCCGCACACGCGCCUCCCCUCUCGGAAUACGUGCCGCCCACCUCCGGGGCUCUCAUGGUCUUCGACACGACGGCUGGAAAGGCCGUCAACGUCAUCGAGGCCCACAAAAUGCCCCUGUGCUGCAUCGCCCUGAAUCACGAGGGCACAAAGGUGGCUACGGCGUCGGAACGGGGCACGAUUGUGCGAGUCCAUUCCGUCCCGGAAGGCCAUAAACUCUUCGAGUUCCGCCGUGGGACCAUUCCGUCAACCAUCUACAACAUGUCAUUCAACCUCAGCUCCACCCUGUUGUGCGUCUCGUCCAGCUCCGAAACAGUCCACAUCUUCCGUCUGGCCAGCGCGCAAAACGCUAAUGCCGGAGGCGCUGGCCCAGCCGCGCUGGAAACCCCGGGCAGCCCUCGCGCCAACCGCUGGUCACGAUCUAAGAGCAUUGACGGCAGCGAGUACUCGCCCAGCGGCGAUUCCGACUCAUCACCUCGGGGCGAGACGCCCGAGGCCGGGCCCAGCGGUCCCUCGGCGGCUAGGAGGCAAAGCGGGACGUUUGGGAGCAUGCUCCGCCGGUCGUCACAAAUCGUUAGUCGCAGUGUGGCUGGGGCCGUCGUGCCUUAUCUACCCCAGUCGGUGGCCGAGAUGUGGGAGCCGCAGCGCGAUUUUGCGAGCGUCAAGAUUCCCAAGCCGACCAAUGCGGGAGACGCCCUUUUAGGCCCGUGUUUGUGA
Chaetomium globosum CBS 148.51 is the source of this 1185-nucleotide messenger RNA. RefSeq lists its product as uncharacterized. The transcript is spliced from 3 exons. Gene Ontology annotation, cellular component: cytosol; phagophore assembly site membrane; extrinsic component of membrane. Bases 1 to 1185 code for a protein of 394 amino acids. Gene Ontology annotation, molecular function: protein binding; phosphatidylinositol-3,5-bisphosphate binding; phosphatidylinositol-3-phosphate binding. Gene Ontology annotation, biological process: protein lipidation; nucleophagy; autophagy of mitochondrion. Lineage: Eukaryota; Fungi; Ascomycota; Sordariomycetes; Sordariales; Chaetomiaceae. The record is from RefSeq and is a predicted model, not a curated record.